Molecule: messenger RNA, 1490 nt
Organism: Varroa destructor (honeybee mite)
Lineage: Eukaryota; Metazoa; Arthropoda; Arachnida; Mesostigmata; Varroidae
Source: RefSeq, a predicted model, not a curated record
AGGCAGUGCUGGCUAGGGUUUUCUCCAGAGCUGUUUGUCGCGCUUUACUUCAUGUUUCCCUCGCCACGCGAACAUCGGUGUCUCUCCGAGGACCUCACGGUUCUCACAGCAGCAGCCACAGUCCGAGGUUUGAGAUCGUUGGCCGUGCGAACUUGGCGCCAGGGUCGGUGUGAGGUCCUUGGUAGUGCCACUCGUAAGUUUAAGACGGCCAAAAGGCAAAGACACAAAGGCAGCAUAAGAUCAAGUGCCGUGCGGGAGUUGCUCGUUAAUAUUUGUGGUGCAUAUUCUUCGUGUGACGAGAAGCCCGAAUCCAACUUUUGAACACAUUAAGUGUUACGGCUUCUAAAUCUAGCUGAAGCUCAAAGCUCCCAUAAAAGUAAAUCAGAAUGUGUCCCCGACGUCGUUCGUCCCUGGUAACAAUGCAUUCGGAUAAAGGAGUUCAAGAAGGCUCGGUUCCAGCCUCCGGGAUUCUCAUCCUACUUGUCGUUCUUGGCGGAAUUGCGGGCGUAUGGAUCAACGAAUUUAUGGUGGACGACGACUUCUCCGAUACAACAGUUUAUCGCACGGGGGUUGCAGGACGCUCGGGUGGUUCUCGUAAAAUACACUACGCUGUCCCUACCGUUAGUUCACUAAAGGAUUGUGAGAAGGUUGUUUCCGAUGCCCUCAAAGACUACGUAGAAAAGCAAGCUGCGGUUGCGGCUAUCGAUGACGAAGAUGAAGAGGAGGAAAAGCCCAGAAAGAAGGGAGGCAAGAAAACUGCGAAAAAGGGUGACGACUCCGAGGAGGAAGCUAAACCUGUUUCUAAAAAAGAAACUAAGAAGAAGAGCAAGAAGUGAAACACGAAAAGCUAUGUAAUGGGAAACAUAAAGAAGACAACCAUCGAGAUCGAAGGUCACAUGAAUACGCGUUGGAUAAAUCCACUUUUGUACUGCCGGAAUAUCCUAUAGAUCAUACCUACGACGUCAAUUGUAACUUUGCCUUGUGAUUAUAUCAGUGUGUUUGUCUAUGAAAAAGCUUCUAUUUAUCUUUCAUUUAGUGGGCAACUGAUAAUGUACAAGAUUACAACGGAAUUCGCCCGGCACCUUACAAACAGAAACGCGAUCGUAAAAGCAGAUCAAGUAUAUACACGGAGUCUAAACAUUCUAGAGCAAACCCGUAAGGUGCAUUACUGCCAAUGUGGUUCGUGGAGUGAAAUUGAUAAACUCAGUUUAUGUCCAGCGAAGUAAUAUGCCAUUAAUAAAGCCAGAACCAUUUUUAUAAUAAACCUUAAUAAAUGCCGUGCUCAAUUUCACAGCCUGCAUCACCAGUAGGUUUUUCAGAUAGCGAAACAGAUACAAACAAGAACCGCGGGCAAUUUAAAAGGCUUCAUGUCCUGUUUAAGUACGUUUGAGUCAUAUACGGCAGCCACAUACAAAUUUCUCGCUAAUUGUCAGGUUACAUUAAAUAUGUACGGUAAACCGGCUUCAUGACUGUAUGAAUGUCUCAUGAAA